Messenger RNA from Paramecium octaurelia, 1257 nucleotides. The record is from the annotation of a GenBank genome assembly. NCBI's taxonomy places the organism in Eukaryota, Ciliophora, Oligohymenophorea, Peniculida, Parameciidae.
AUGUAAAUAAAUUUUUGCACUCCUUAAUACUUCUUCAACAUCUCUCAAAAAUAUCCCUUUAUCGUGUAUGAUUUAAGAGAACAUUAACAUGGUUUUUUGAAAAAUAGUAUUCAUGUUACUAAUAUACACCAGGUGGAGACUGUUGAGGAUGUAUAAAAACAUUUUUAGUACCCUGAAUAAUAAUCAGAGAAGAAGAAAUUGGAAAAGUUGUUUCAAACCAGAAAGAGAAAUUACAAUUUCUUUGUUCCAUUUGAUACUUCUGAUAUGUUCAGUUUAUUACUCAAGGAUAGAAUUAAGGGAGAAGGAUCUGAAAUUUCUGAUUAGUUUUGCAUUCCUUUGGAAACUGUGGUAAAGUGGUGCCAUGAGAUUUCAAAGAAAUUGCCAUACAAAAAGAAACAUAAAAUCAGAAGUAGAGCAAACACUAUGAUUAUGUAAGAUGAUGAUGAUGAAUUAGUUGAUACAGAUUCCUAAUAAACUAUACUCCAUUUCAAUAAACAUUAGACUAUAGUUUCUAGCAAGAAAGUCAUAGAAUUACAAGGUAAGAUUAUUUAUUUAAAUAAUAAGAGAUAACAAUAUCUAAUGGUCCAAAAAUUAAAUAGAGAUCUGUGAGUUAGCCAAAAUGCAUAGGACAUGGGGAAGGCAGUUUAUAUAUGAAUUCAGAAUUGUUUGGAGCUGCUUUANAGUAUGGUCAUUUAUCUAUUGAGAUAAGUAAAACAAAGAAGUGAUGUAUAACUUCUAUCACUCGUUAAUUAUUUUCAUUAAGAAGGAUUUAUCUAUAGAGAUUUUAAACCAUAGAAUGUAGUUUUCUUUUAAAAUAAUAUUGGGAAGUUGAAGCUGAUAGAUUUUGGACUUACAAUCUCCAUAAAUGAUGAAGUUUGCAAUAAGGAUUAAUUGUGUGGUACACCAGGAUAUAUGGCUCCAGAAGUUUUUGAAAGGAGCCAUAAUUACAAUCUUAAAUCUGAUAUAUUUAGUUUAGGAGUUAUGAUUUACGAAUUGUAAUCAUUUAUUUAGACAAAUAGGUUUUCUGGAGAAUAUUUAAUAUAAAGUCUCGAUCCCGAAGAAUUGCUAAAUACGAAUAAGAUAUUCAAAUUUAACAAGGAGAUCCUAUCAGCAAUUAAGAACCAAACAAUCUAGAGAUUAUUGUAAGGGAUGUUGCAAGAGGAUCCUUCUUUGAGAAUCAGCAGUAGGGAAGCCGUGGAGAUAUUUAAACAAGUGAAUUGGAGUUGCGAUGAAUUUUUGACUACUAACGCAGAUUGA